AUGAGCAUUGACAUUAAUUGUGUUGAGGUGGACAAGGCGCGAAAGGAAUUAGAUGCCUUUAAGCAGCGCCAUCAUCAACAAAAUCACGAACUUGUUCAAUUCAACAUCGCCUAUGCUCUCAAAAUACAGACUCUUUCAAAGGAAUUACGUGAUUUGCGCCAUGAAAAUAUUUCCCUUCGGAUUAGUUUAAUUCAUCUAAAACAAAAUACACCUACACCUACACCUACACCUACAGAAACCACAACAACAAAAGAUUCAUUGAAAAGAGAAUUAAUUCGCCCUAGUAACUGUCAGUGCCAGUGUCAAUGCAAACAAAAAAAGCACGAUACCCAAAACAUCGACACCCAAGUCCCUAUAUGUGACUCUCCAACUCAGGAAGACCAGCAUCAAAAAGUUGACGAGCCAACUGAAUUUUUUGCUGACAGUCCAGGAACACUUGAUAUAUGUACUCAAGAAAUCGGUCGAUCUAAACGAUCUACGCUGAGAAAAUGCUACACCAUGCCUAGUGUAAAAUCUAAACUUCGUAAAGGAGAUCCUUUUACAUUUGGCAACAAACUUCAAACCAAUAAGUAG
Phycomyces blakesleeanus NRRL 1555(-) is the source of this 573-nucleotide messenger RNA. RefSeq lists its product as hypothetical. Lineage: Eukaryota; Fungi; Mucoromycota; Mucoromycetes; Mucorales; Phycomycetaceae. The transcript has a single exon. The coding region runs from base 1 to 573 and encodes 190 amino acids. The record is from RefSeq and is a predicted model, not a curated record.